AUGGAAGAGUAUGUGCAGCAACAGGCAGAAUUCUACUCUGAUCGACUAACACACGACCCCCCUCCUGAUCCUGCAUUUGCAUCAGUGUAUCAGCCAGUCACAGACUACACUGAAAUGGCUAUGGACUACAAAGCCCCAAACGCUUAUCAG
Xyrichtys novacula (pearly razorfish) is the source of this 150-nucleotide messenger RNA. Lineage: Eukaryota; Metazoa; Chordata; Actinopteri; Labriformes; Labridae. The record is from the annotation of a GenBank genome assembly.